AUGGCUUGCCUGGCGGGUGCCCUGUGCCUGGUCCUGGGAUGGCGUCUGGCUCUCGCCCUGGAAGGAGGGAUGCUCUAUCCCCGGGAAUCACCGUCCAGGGAGCUGAAGGACCUCAGUGGUCUCUGGAGCUUCCGAGUCGACUGGUCCGAGCAAAGGGACGCGGGGUUUGUGCAGCAGUGGUACCGGCAGCCUCUACGGCAGUCCGGGCCAGUGAUGGACAUGCCGGUCCCCGCCAGCUUCAACGAGAUCACUCAGGAUCCCAGUCUGCGGAAGUACGUCGGCUGGGCUUGGUACGAGAAGGAGGUGCUCCCGCCUGCCCGCUGGCUCCAGGAGGAGGCUGGGACACGCGUGGUGCUCCGGGUUGGCAGCGCGCACUACUACUCCAUUGUGUGGGUCAAUGGGGUACAGGUGACGGAACACGAGGGCGGCCACCUCCCCUUCGAAGUGGAGAUCGGCAACUUCCUCCAGCCCGUGGAAUUGUGCCGCAUCACCAUGGCCAUCAACAACACCCUGACGCCCCACACGCUGCCUCCAGGGACGAUUCAAUAUUUCAAGGACGAGGCCAUGUAUCCCAAAGGCUACUUUGUUCAAAACACAAGGUUCGAUUUCUUCAACUACGCCGGGAUUCAUCGCCCUGUCGUCCUGUAUACGACCCCCUCGGCCUACAUAGAUGACAUCACAGUGACCACAGAUUUAGCAGGAAAUGUCGGUUUGCUACAGUACUUGGUCUCGGUACGGGGGAGCCCCCACUACUCCCUGACUCUGACUUUACGAAAUAGAGAUGGCGACGUGGUAGCUGCUGCCAACGGAUCGGCUGGCGGACUGAAAGUGCUGGAUCCCAACCUUUGGUGGCCCUACCUGAUGAAUGAGCAACCCGGGUACCUUUACUACUUAGAGGUCACGCUGUCUGCCAUGGUGAACGGGGAGGCCUUGGAAGACAAGUACACGCAGCCAGUCGGUUUCCGUACCGUGCGGGUCACCAGCACCCAGUUCCUCAUCAACGGGAAGCCGUUCUACUUCCAUGGGGUCAACAAACACGAAGACGCUGACAUCCGUGGGAAAGGACUGGACUGGUCACUGAUCGUGAAGGACUUCAACCUUUUGCGCUGGCUGGGAGCCAAUGCUUUUCGCACGAGCCACUACCCCUACGCUGAGGAGAUCAUGGAGCUUUGCGAUGCCUACGGCAUUGUGGUGAUUGAUGAGUGUCCAGGAGUGGGCAUGAGAGACCGCACCAACUUUGAAAACAAAUCUCUACAGCAUCACCUCAUCGUGAUGGAGGAACUCAUCCGCAGGGACAAAAACCGGCCCUCAGUCGUCAUGUGGUCGGUGGCCAAUGAACCAGCCUCAGAGCUGGCCCCAGCGGCUUAUUACUUCAAGACAGUCAUUGCUCAUACCAAAGCCAUGGACCCCACGCGACCUGUAACAUUCAUCUCAAACGCCAAUUAUGCUCGUGAUCAAGGGGCACCUUAUGUGGAUGUUGUCUGUGUGAACAGCUACUUCUCCUGGUACCAUGACCCCGGGCACCUGGAAGUCAUCCAGCUACAGCUCAAUUCACAAUUUGAGAACUGGUACAAAACUCACCAGAAGCCCAUCAUCCAGAGUGAAUACGGGGCCGACGCCGUGGCUGGCCUCCAUAGCGACCCUCCCCUUAUGUUCACGGAGGAAUACCAAGCAGCCGUACUGAAGGCAUAUCACACCAUCUUUGACCAAAAGAGGAAGGAAUACGUCAUUGGGGAGCUCAUCUGGAAUUUUGCUGAUUUUAUGACCGAACAAGGGACAACACGUGUUUUGGGGAACAAGAAAGGGAUUUUUACCCGUCAACGGCAACCCAAAUCUGCUGCCUUUCUUCUUAAGGAGAGGUACUGGAAGCUUGCCAACGAAUCCGGGCUUGUCCCAUCCAAGCACAACGGUGUCUGUUUCCCUCCGCCUCAGCCCUUCAAGUGUACUUAAGAGACUGACAUUCGGACAGGGCUGCGGACUCCUCUUGCUUUCUGAAUAGUUUGCUGUAGGAAAUCACACAGAAGACAGGGCCAACGGAACAUGUGCUUUGAGCAGAAGCUGCAAGAGGGAGAACACCGAGCCCAGCAGAGUCAGUGAGGAGCUAAAUGCCUGGACUCCCAGGCCACGUUUCAACUUUGGGGAUGCCAAGAAGUGUAGACUCAUGACGCUGCACCUUCAGUGAAACGUGCAUAUUUUUGCCUGUCAACAGCCAGACUGCCAGGAAUGGUCUCAGAAAACUGACUCAGCCUAGAGUUCAAUGACUCAGUUUGAUCCAUGACUACCAUUUCAUUC
This is a messenger RNA of Gekko japonicus, 2292 nucleotides long. It is a transcript of the gene GUSB, whose product is annotated as glucuronidase, beta. The coding region runs from base 1 to 1950 and encodes 649 amino acids. NCBI's taxonomy places the organism in Eukaryota, Metazoa, Chordata, Lepidosauria, Squamata, Gekkonidae. Gene Ontology annotation, molecular function: carbohydrate binding; beta-glucuronidase activity. Gene Ontology annotation, biological process: glucuronoside catabolic process; carbohydrate metabolic process. The record is from RefSeq and is a predicted model, not a curated record. The transcript has 12 exons.